AUGGACGAGCUGACUCUCAGCAAUCUGGACACCGUAAAGAUUCACCAUGUUGUCGGCUCAAUCGAAGAAAGUAGUCGGUAGUUGGUUGGGUCUUCUGGUCAGAGCCAUCUCCGACCCAAUGGUUACCCUGACGUCACGUGCAGACGGUUGAGACCACCUAAAUGUUAGCUUAGGUGUGGAAUUUGGCGCUGGGGCACUAUUGUUCCGAGGUAAACCACCUCCUACCCCUGCUUUUUUCUAGGGUUUCCAUCCAGUGCAAUCGGUCUUAUGAUGUCCGAAUGAACUCCAUUCGUGAUCCGUUCAGCUUGCGCAACAAAACCCCACUUCAGAUCUUGCGUUCGCCCCUAUUGCAAACCAUCCAAACAGAGGUCCAGAAGGCCGCAGGCCCAGCUAUUGACUCGGCAGUCGAAACACUCGAAUCGAUGUCGUUUUCUAUUCCGAAGAACGUCCCUUCAUUCACGAGCCCAAACCGUGAAUUCGAGGAUGUGGGUUGGGCGGCUUCGAAAUCCGGUUUAUCACCUCGCACGCCAAAACGACCGGUGACUAUCGGAAAUAUUGCAGAGGGAGCUGUUGGUGGCCUGUUCGGAGCCAAUCGAGAUCUACCAUUAUACAAGGACAAACCUUAUUACCAAAGAUCGGGACGAAAUCAGAGAAAGAUGUAUCGACGAAAACGAUUCUUAGGGGGUCUCAUAGCCGUGUUUGGACUGUUCUAUUGGUUUGGAUAUUUCUCCGGUGCUGGCACAAGCAUCCUGCCGAUUAAGAAGAAAACCGAGGAAAUUGUGAACUGGGAGGAUAGGAGGGAGAAGGUUAAGGAAGCUUUUAUGUUGAGCUGGAAUGCUUAUGAAAAGCACGCUUGGGGUAAUACCAAUACUCCUCCCUCCCCGGUCACCCUUAGAAUUUACCUAUCUCUAUGCGGGAGCCGAUAAAAUUGCUUUUCUGCUUGAGCUUCUAGCCAUACCCAGUGUGUGGGUGAGCAAGCCAGUCUAACGGAGAUUAGGCCACGAUCAGUUCUUUCCUGUCACCAAAGCUGGAGGUCAGAUGAUCCCGAAGGGCAUGGGCUGGAUUAUCGUCGACGCACUGGACACUAUGAUGAUCAUGAACUUGACGAAGCCAUUAGAAAAAGCUCAACAUUGGGUGGAACACUCACUUACCUUUGAGCAGGACAGCGAAGUGAACACGUUCGAGACCACUAUUCGAAUGCUGGGCGGUCUGUUAUCCGCACACUACCUCUCCCAAGAUUUGAAACUUGUUCCUGUGAAGAAGGCUGCCGAAGAUAUGUACCUCAACAAAGCUACAGACCUUGCGGACAGGUUGCUUGGCGCCUACGAUUCUCCUUCAGGGGUCCCCUUCGCGAGCGUUAACCUGAAGUCCCGCGAGGGAGUACCCUCACACGUGGACGGGGGUGCAUCAUCAACAGCGGAAGCCGCAACGCUACAGCUAGAGAUGAAAUAUCUCUCAAAGCUGAUUGGCGAAACCAUAUAUUGGAAAAAGGCGGAGAAGGUCAUCGAAGUCCUCGAUAACAACGGGGCUGAGGAUGGCCUUGUCCCAAUCUUUGUUUAUGCCGAUUCCGGCAUUUUUCGUGGACGCGAAAUUAGAUUAGGAUCGCGGGGUGAUAGUUAUUACGGUAUGCGUCCCCCUAUUUGGGCAUUUUGUCUAGCGCUGACCAACAUCCCAGAAUACCUAAUCAAGCAAUAUCUCCAGACUGAAAAUCAGGAGCCUGUCUACUUAGAUAUGUACAAUGCUGCUAUGUCAGGUGUUAAGAAGCAUCUCAUCGCUAAAUCCCAUCCAUCACAUCUUACAUUUAUCGCCGAGCUUCCAAAUGGCAUUGGUGGUGAUUUGUCUCCCAAAAUGGAUCAUCUAGUCUGUUUCAUGCCAGGUCUCUUUGCUCUCGGCGCAACUGAAGGCCUUACAGUCGAAGAGGCCCGCAAGGCAGAAAAGGGGGUAAAGUGGGGCAUCCGACAAGAGGAAGACCUCAAACUUGCCCGUGAACUCAUGCGCACCUGCUACGAGAUGUACAACACUACGGCCACAAAGCUUGCUCCGGAGAUUGCAUGGUUUAACCUAAAGCAUGGCAAGAGCGAUGACGGAGAAUUUAUCGAAGAGGAUCCCAGCAAAGACAUCAUUGUCAAGCCCCGCGAUGCACAUAACCUCCAGAGACCGGAGACGGUUGAGAGCUUAUUCGUCAUGUGGAGGAUUACGGGUGAUGAGAUAUACCGUGAGUGGGGAUGGAAGAUCUUUGAGGCCUUUCUUGAGCACACUGCCGUCGGCGAAGAUGCAAAGGAUGGCUUUACCAGUCUUGAUAAUGUCAAUGAGAUACCGCCUAAACAGCGCAAUAACAUGGAGAGCUUCUGGCUAGUAAGUCACCCUCGCCCCACCCAAUCAUAAAUCAACCAGCUAACCCUCCAGGCCGAAACCCUGAAAUACCUCUACCUACUCUUCUCCCCGAACGAUAUCCUCCCUCUUGACGAGGUAGUUUUCAAUACAGAAGCUCACCCAUUCCCCAAAUUCGAGAUGGGCCCUCUCCUCGAAACGGGCUGGAAGCGCCUGCCAAGAGACAAGGAUGGGGCGAUCAUUAAGGAGGGGCCAAAGGAGGAGGAGGAAGUAGAGAAUCAGAAGAAAGAGAAGGAUGGGAAAUAAAACGAUGUGUACAAUUAAUUCGAUUCCGUGUGAAUAUUCAAAAGUGCAAUGGGAGGGGAGGUGAGUUGCGCUUUAUAGGGGAGGUGUAAUCGAUCGGUCUAUUAUAUUAUACUCUAUACUAUGAUGCAUUUCUUGUUAG
Molecule: messenger RNA, 2776 nt
Organism: Tuber aestivum (summer truffle)
Lineage: Eukaryota; Fungi; Ascomycota; Pezizomycetes; Pezizales; Tuberaceae
Source: the annotation of a GenBank genome assembly